UGUAUGGUAGAAGCCCAAACCAGAAGGCCAAUCACGUAUCGAGCGGGGCGGGCUUUAGCGGAAUAUGGGUGGAAAAGGAAAAUUAACGCCGUGUCUCAGGUAGACACCGCUGAAUAGUGCUCUGAUGGCGCCUUUCCGAGUGUGUGUGAGGGAGUUUUGCUCUUCGCCGUUCGCUCAUGAGACGAAAAACGCGGCAAAGACGACGAGCCGUGGCUAAUGCUCAACAGAAAAGCGGCCCAGGCUUAGCUUUAGCCGAGCGACGGCCCUCUUGCGAGUAAAUGGGAUUCAACGUCGUCCGAGAAUGGAAAGACUCUUCUGAAGGAUGGGAGGAAAAAGCUUCGCUGCUGCUACGCUGCUGCUGUUUUUGGGCUGCAUCUCCGUGUCCUCGGCUGAUGCCGACAGUUUGUCUGCCCCGCUCAAUGUGACCAUCAAGACAUUGGAGGGCAACGCGGCUGUGGUCACAUGGGACAUACUGGAGGGGGACCCAGUCAUCGGAUUUGCCAUAACACAGCAGAAGAAAGAUGUGCGCAUGAUGCGCUUCAUUCAGGAGGUGAAUACCACCACUCGAUCCUGUGCAUUAUGGGAUUUGGAGGCAGAUACAGAGUACAUUGUCCAUGUGCAGUCCAUCAGCAUGAGUGGCACCAGCCCGCCCAGUGACCCGGUCCUCUUCCGCACUCCAAAAGAAUCAGAGAAACUCGCCUCCAAAAGCCCUGAUGAGGUGACAAUGAAGGAAGUUGGCCAAGCAGCACAGCUGAGGGCUGGAGAGCUCAUCAUUAUAGUGGUGGUCCUGAUCAUGUGGGCAGGUGUGAUAGCUCUCUUCUGCCGUCAGUAUGACAUCAUCAAAGACAACGAGCCCAACAACAACAAGGACAAAGCCAAGAACUCGUCAGAGUGCAGUACCCCUGAGCACCCCACAGGGGGCCUCCUGCGCAGCAAGGUCUAACAGCGGCCUUUCUCCACAGGCAAUAACAGGCUUUAGCCUCAGGACACAGCUCCGAGACAUAUUAGAAAGCCAUCCAGUGACUUCAUUGUGAAACAGACUGACUGCCCAUCCUCAUUUGAAAGACUCUUUAAUAUUAUAUUCUAUCAAAAAUGGAACCAUGGACCUUGGUGCUUGUCUGAGAAGGACACAGAGACAACCUCCCACUUGAGCACAUCUAAAGAGCAAAGUGGACUAAAGAAGUGAAACGUGCCAGACUGUGGUGCGAAGAAUUCCCUCGGGUCUGCAUCCAAACUGGGAGACGGUACGGAGCUGCUGCCUCAGCAGGGUGUCCCGGCAUGCUGAAAGCUGCAAAGCCCGGGAUGCUGUACCACCUGAGGUGCAUACCUUUGCCUCCAGCGUCGCCUCACACAGAUAAGGCGAGAUGUGUCAUCCCCUCGGAGGCAGAUGCUAAAUAAACCAGGGUUGUGCGAUGAAUGGAGGGGAAAGAUUUAUUUUUCCUCUUUUUCUAGUAUCAUCAGACUACACUUGCUCUGAGGAAGGUGAUAAACUAAAGAUAUUUCAUGCAUCUCUUUUCCACUCAAUAUUCUUAAUCGUAUUUCUUCUCUUAUAUUUUUCUCCCACUUUUUACUCAUUAAACCUUCUGUUUUCUUUUCCAUGCAUUCUGUUCUCAUACCUGUAGUUCUGCCUCCAAAUCAGUCACAGUUAAUGAAAAUGUUUAUUGGUGCAGCGGGAUUUCUCUCCAUAAGCACUCUCUUGCUCUCAGGGCAUCCAAGUAAACACCCACAGGACAAAUAAUAAGAGUGACUCAUGCAGAACUUCAUCCAGAAGCAUUUUGACCGAAUCACACCUUUCAGAAGCACCACCAUUGAACCAACUACGAUAUAUUGAUGGUAUAUUCGUAUAUUAAUACAGUGAUAGGAAAUAUAUUUAAUCACUUGUGUGUCUUGAGUAAAUCAAAACGGCUCGCUCUGAUGUCUCUGAUGAGCACAUAAAUGUACAGUAUAAGUUAUUUUGGUCCUCAUAACGUAGUAACGGUGAUUAGCAUAUGUUUUAUGAGUGCCGCUUUUAUGCUUCUGCUGUGAAGUGUGGCUACAAUAGAGAAUCAGGUGCCUUCCCUCCAGGCGUUUCCCUAACAUUUUUUUAUGCCUCCUUUAAAACCUUCACUCUUAAAUUCCCUCUCCUCUCGUUUACAACUUCUCGUGUAACAAUUUUUUUCUUUUUUGACAGUUCAAAAGAAGUGGGUGAGAUGGCGGAGCAGCUUGACAGCAGACUGUCACAGAUGGACUUGUCAGUUACAGCACAGUGUCUGAUGGGCCACUGUCCUAACAGCCAGCCUCCAGAGUGAGCUGAACAUGUGCUCAGUUGUCGAGCAGCAAUAUAAAAACGUGCAUACGGCAGGUCAGAGGUCAACAAAGAAUUAAUUGAUUUCGCCCAUCACAGACACUGCACUACACACGUGGGUUAUGUUCAUAACAUUACAAACUAUAAUACUAAAAAAAAAUAUAAUAAUUCACUUACACUGCAGGCUAAGGUAACUAGGAAAAGUUAAACCAUUAAUUAAAUAUUAAUAAAUAGGUCUUUUUGACUGCUUAUUGUUCAUUUCUGCCAAUGCAGAGUUAAUAAUUGCCAUAUUCUUCCCCUUUAAUUAAUUCAUGGGUUAUGUAAUGGGGAAACAGAUGGGAAUAGACAAUGAUUUGGGUAAAAAAAAAAAAGUAAUAAAAAAUCUAGCUCAUAAAUAAAUUAUAUAAAUCAAUAUCUAACUGUGCUUUCACACCAUCAGGCGACAGAGUGGCAUUUCCUAAAGAAGUACACAAUUUAGUGACAGUUACUUUGUAAGAAAAUUUAACUCCAUUUAUGAUGCAGUUAAGUGAUAUUCUAAACCGAAUGGCUCAACAGAUUAUGUGGACCAAUCAUAGAUAUAGACACGGGGGUUUGAGUUCCCAAGAUUCUCAUCUUUGAACAUAAUUUGGAUCCUACCAGUAUUUCCUUCAUUUUCCUGGAUUAAAUGGUGCGUUUUUGGGGCUACACAAGGACAAUUAAUAGAAAACGGAUAUCUCUGGUGGGUUGGUUAAUUGAUAGGUAGCUUGCUAAAUUAGCCAGCCUGUUACUCACAAGAGACAAACUUGAGGGGAAUUGAGGGACUUGUCGCCUGAUAGUGUGAAAGCAGGGUACGAGUUAAUCCUAUCAUCGGGGGAUUGCCAGUAAAGUCCUGGGUGAUGCUGAGAGGCACAAUUGGCCUCACUCUCUCUGGGUAGGCCCAUAACUCAGCUGAUAUGAAAGAACUGGCAAACUAGGCUAAGCUGUCCAAUGAUGUUGCAUUAGCAGAAAAGAUGCCUCAUGUGACCCUCCUAGCACUGGGAUCAUUCUGUGUCAGAGUCUCCUCCCUACUAGCUGGGUAAAAAUGGGAUUAAACACUUUGCAAAAAGCUCGGCAGUUUGGAAAUGACAACAAGAACUUACAGACAUGCAGUAAAAAUGUCUGUAAAUGUAGCUGGAAUUAAUAGCAUACUGUAAUUUCCACACACUGAUUUUGACACACAGUUGUGGGCAGGUUCUCCACAAGUCAGUUACAUUUACUAUUAUCCAGCAGUAAUCUGUAUGCGUGUGCAUUUAAAUGGGAGGCCCUGAGGUGAGGCAGCCAUUUGUAUUCAGUUCCCUCUCUGCUCAGAUUGAUGGCGGUGUUAAUCAGGUGUGUUGAAGGGUACCUGAAGGAAUCUUGGUGCAAUUAAACAGUCUCCUGUUCAGACGAGCGGCCAUUACUCCCCAUCCCUAUCACUGUGGCAGCGGGGCUAAACGAACUAUCCUCUCACAGAGACGUUACGGAGUACCCAUCUCACCUGCUUCAUCGUUUUUCAUUUCGCCCCUCCCACCACCAUUGCCAGAAAGCCGGUAGUUCUUAUUUUAAUGACUGCUAAUUAACCUUGGCCACGGGGGAGAGAGCAGGAGAGCUGCUGGGUGAAAAAUGGCUUUUAUCAAUACUGUGUCUAGGCAGCUUACAUAAAGGGACAAAGGGGAAGUCAGGUGUGAAAGUUAGCUUCCGCCAAAGAGGAUUACGCUUUCCUCUCCACAGAUCAUUUUCCUCCCGCGUUCACUGUGUUCCCAGCUCCAAACAGAUACGACAGGGAAGGGGGCUGGCUAAUGAGAAAAAGGCUGCAGUAGAAUCUGGCUCAAGUCAGACGCAAUGUUCCUAAGCAGUGUCCUGCCACAUUGACCGCAGACGAUAUCAGGCUGGGCGCUCUGGCUCCCGACCCAAAAAACAACCAGAGCAGCAAACCCUCAUUACUGAACUGGAUUCCUGCAAUCACAGACCCCGACUUACAUUUCAGGCUCAGUAUUGCAGUAUUGGCUUUCAAAGCCAGCGCUCUCACAGCGUCCCAGGCUCCUGUUGCGCUUACACCUUCAGAUUCAUUCAUUUGACUCUUUGAUUUCAGCACCUGUACACCGUAAAUCUUUACGUAAAGCAAGUAUUCAGUAAUGAGAGUGUAAUUCUUCUUUCAACUGAUAAAUCUCUGGAAGCACAGUUUCACAGUUUCAGCAAAUAUAAAGAAAAACCCCUAAAAACUGCACCUGUCUGUUAGGGGUGGGCGAUAUGGCCCUAAAAUAAUAUCACGAUAUUUCAUGGUAUUUUCAGGAUAACGAUACUCUUGGCGAUAUGACAGAAUACUUAAAAAAUAAAUACAAUAUACACUGCAAGAAAAAAAAAAAAUAUAUAUAUAUUAUUACACACAAUAUAAUACUGCACACCCCUGAGUGGGAUAUAAAAAAAAUAAUUGUAACAGAUCUAGAAUGUCAUGCUAAUUAUAAUGCACUCAAAAUAUUUCCAUGUAUCCAGGAUUAAAGUAAAAUAAAUGAUACUCGACAGAUAUUUUCGGUCUCAAGUAGAUAUCAAAUGUGUGGGUGAUAUGGCACGAUAUUUUAGGGUAUAAUUUCAUUCACGAUAUAAAAAAAAAUUGAUGAAUUUAUCGCAUACGAUAUGAUAUCGCACACCCCUACUGUCUGUUUCUAUUUAAACUCUUUUCUAUCAGAAUGUAAAAGCAGAAGAAACGUUUUGUUUAGUAUUUUAUAAUCCAAUAACAUAUAGUCUGAUUGCUGUAUUAUUGUGACUGUAAAGUUUUCCACUAAAAAUAACUGCUUAAAAUGGAUUUGUUUACAUCGGUUCCACAUAAAAUGUUACGUCAACACAAUAACUACCUUUCAGUUGACUUACAGUAACAGCAUUUGGCAGUCUCCUAUGCUCCCUAAUCAUGUUAGAGAGAGCUAGGAGAAGACAGCGUCUUGUCUGAGCAGUGUGCCGUGUGUACUGAGUCUGCUGUGUGGACAGCAUCAAUGUGGCACACUGUGCUAUUACAACCACUAGUUUAUUGCAACAUUAAUUGUUGUGUUGUGUUCUAGUGUAGUUAUGCUUUAUUUUAAAGGCACAGUCCAAGUCCAAACAUACACGCAUCAUCAGAAAAUAGUUGCACCUAGAAGGUGUUGGAUUGCAUUUCUAUUCAGACGGAAGAUAAAAGGCACUAUCUAUUGAGCUUUACAUAAUAAGAAAAUAUUUAUUAUAUUUAUUGAGCUACACAUAAAGAAGAUACACAACAUGGCAUAAGCCUUGGAAUGGAGGUGUAGAAGUUCUUUAUGUUGUUCUGCGAUAAUCCAUUCCAUGCAGCUUGAAUAUUCCUGCAGAUUUUGUUGUAGAGGUGGAGUGUUGAUAGCAUGACCAAUAGAAUCCACACAUUUUCAUUGGGGACAGAUCUGUCAGACAUAGCAUCUGUGUUGCGGCAGCAGUAUGUGGACAAGCAUUGUCCUGUUAGAGUGGUGCACUGAAGUGCGAGUUCAGAAAAGGGUCUGGAUGCAACUCGUUUUUUGAUGAGUGUACAAGACCCACCCAAACUUGGGCAGUGUAGAACCACCAUCCACAUAUAUGUAGAACCUUGAUCUACAGAUAUACACUAUGAUAUAUAACAUGCACCUCAUAGAUAUUAUCUAUUCUGUCCUUUACAGAGUGUCAUUUACAUCAAAUAGCGAAUACGCAGAAGCAUAUUUCAUUCAUAUUUUGGAGGUACAAUAAACAGAGAGCGUUUGUGGUUUUAAUCAUAAAAGAAAGGAAAUAUCUUUGUUUCUAACUGGUAUAUUAAGUUCUACUAAUCUGCUUGUCCAUCCACAUACUAUACCAAUAUCUGUAAACCAUCAAUUAACAUGGCUAAAUGUAGAUAAAUACUACGGGUCUGUGUAUAAUAAUGGAAUGCUUCAGUGAAUAAUCAGAUUGACCAAUCAGAUUGGUUUUUGGUCACACCACGACUAAAAAAACGACAAAAAUCCUGUUUACACCUGGUCAGUUUAUUUGUAUUGAGUAUAAGGAUCAUAUCUAAAUAAGGCCAUGCCACAUAAAAUGUUAGUGUAAACACACCCAAGACACAGAUACAAAUCUGAUCACCCAAACCACUUUACGAGGUGGUUUAAGUGCCCGUCCACACAAAUCCAGAUAUUUUUAAAACGUUUUUUGGCUUAAUUUUUUUUUAAAUAUCCCUGUCCAUACCACUCAAAGAUGCUGAAAUGAACAUUCCCCUUCAAUGCAAAGUCGAAAAAUUUCACUCAAAGACACGUAGGAUUCUCCAGACAUUCGGAAGUUUUCUCGCCACUCUCAACUACUUUUCAAAACUGUCCCACCAGGUGCUUGUUAAACCAGGCCUGGUCCAGAAUCUCUCGAUUAGCGGUAAGGUUUGGUAAGGCUCCGGACAGGAGGAUUGGAAAAGAUCUUAAUGCAGAGCAUUUCGAUACCUUCGCUGUGUUAGGUUAUGUGAGAGUUUUCAAAAAAUCUCCAUCUUGGAAAGCGUUUUCGAAAAACUUUGUUUUCAGUUGAUCGUUGACCAGAAAUGCCAUUUUCAUGUAGACGGAAGGCCAAAAUGGAGACAAAAAUCGUAGUUUUUAAAAAUAUCCAGAUUUGUGUGUCUGUCUAUAUAUAUAUAUAUAUAUAUAUAUAGAGAGAGAGAGAGAGAGAGAGCAGUGUAAACACAUCCAUGUCUUCAAAACACAUUUAACAACCAAACCUUCUCCCAGUACAACUAAAAUCAGAAUGCAAUCCAGACAUUAGUCACAUGAAGUGUCCAGGUGUAAAAAAGGUCAAAAACAUUGCCAAUUAUGUCUUGGUAUAAAGGGUGAAAUGUACUAAAUGUGACUCUUCUUUGAAGCUUUGUUUUAAGAUACUCAAGACCCAUACAAUCUGAACCACAUUGUUAUUGAGGCUUAUAACAAAUCUGCUGGACGUGUAUUUGUGAAGUUGGUUUAAUGCAGAGUGUAAAAUCCACUGCUGCCAUUGAUACUACAUUCAAAUCCACAUGAAGAUACUUUACCAUGUCAUGGUUGAAAUCACAAUCAGGGAUUUUCAACAACAGUGGUAGUCACCUCAGUCUGAAUUUUGUGAAGCACUGAAGGACCUGCAAACAAGUUUCCCCACCCAAAAUAAAGCAAGACUGCAAGAAUACUAUAAAGAAAUAUUCUCAAAGAUUUUCAUUCUGUUUUCUUUUCUUUUAUUAUUAUUAUUUUUUUUUUCAAAAAAGCCUUCUGAUAUUUGGACUGAAACAUCUAAGAGAUGAUGUUAUCUUCGAGAAUAUGUGGGGCACACGCUACUGUAAUCUUGCUGUGACACCAAACAGCUUUUAUAAAUCCCUGAUUAUGGCUUUAUGAUAGUAAUGUUAAAAAAAUAUAUAAAAAACAUUUCUUGUACAUAGAUCUGUGUUGUGGCUACUUCUAUAGCAUUCCCAAUAGUCCAGUAGGCCAACGGUAAGCUAGGAGACCAAGCCUUAAAGCAGCUAAAAGAGAGAAAGAUGCUAAUAGCGUAAAGGUGGGACUUACCUUAAGUUGCAUUUAAGCGUAACUGAGACGGUCAUGAAUAUCAUUUGUUCCACAUAUUUACUAUGACGCAUGGACUACAAACAGAAGGAAUGUUUAAUGUAAAUCAUUGAGUCUGUUAAUUGUUGUUCAUAAAACAAUGCUUCAUGAGGGCUAGCAUGUUUCUGCUAUUCUAUACAAAGUUAUACAAUUUAUAUGGAUAAAAAAAUAAAUAAAUGUCUACUUAUGUACUGCCACAAAAAUAAUAAAGUAUGGAAUAUUUUCAAA
Astyanax mexicanus (Mexican tetra) is the source of this 8046-nucleotide messenger RNA. It is a transcript of the gene fndc5b, whose product is annotated as fibronectin type III domain containing 5b. The record is from RefSeq and is a predicted model, not a curated record. Bases 323 to 943 code for a protein of 206 amino acids. Gene Ontology annotation, molecular function: protein binding. The transcript is spliced from 6 exons. Lineage: Eukaryota; Metazoa; Chordata; Actinopteri; Characiformes; Acestrorhamphidae.